This is a messenger RNA of Morus notabilis, 1857 nucleotides long. RefSeq names its product pentatricopeptide repeat-containing protein At3g25210, mitochondrial. The transcript has a single exon. The record is from RefSeq and is a predicted model, not a curated record. Gene Ontology annotation, molecular function: protein binding. Bases 51 to 1238 code for a protein of 395 amino acids. NCBI's taxonomy places the organism in Eukaryota, Viridiplantae, Streptophyta, Magnoliopsida, Rosales, Moraceae.
GCCGGUUGUUCACACUUCACACUGGUCUCUCGCUCUCUUCUUCUCCAACAAUGCCGGUGUCCGUACGCCGCAUUCUCACCGCUGCUCUCAGAUCCCCAAAAUUUCCCUCUCCUCCACUUCUCUCUCUCUCCUCUCCCCAAACAAAACUCAAUACCAUAUUUCCAUUCCCUCAACCGCUUAAUUCCCGCCCAUGCUCGUCCUCUCCCCCGCCGCCAGAACCCGAUCCUCCGAUCCCAAUCCGAACCCGAACCCGUACCCCUAUCGAGAAGCAGUUCGAGACGUGGGUCCAAACCCUCAAGCCCGGAUUCUCCCCGGCCCAAGUCCGCGACGCCUUGGAGGUCCAAUCGGACCCGGACCUCGCGCUGGACAUCUUCCGAUGGACGGCGCAGCAGCGAGGCUACAAGCACACCCACGAUACCUACCUCACCAUGAUCAAGAUCCUCAUCGACGGCCGGCGUUACCGUCACACCGAAACCCUAGUCGAGGAGGUAAUCGCCGGCGCCUGCGAGAUGAGCGUCCCUCUCUACAAUUCCGUAAUUCGGUUCUGCUGCGGCCGAAAGCUCCUCUUCAACCGCGCAUUCGACGUCUACAAGAAAAUGCUAAAAUCCCCCGACUGUAAACCCAAUCUCGAAACCUACACUUUGCUGUUCAAUUCAUUGCUCAAGAGGUUCAACAAGUUGAAUGUCUGUUACGUGUAUUUACGCGCCGUACGGUCUUUGACGAAGCAGAUGAAGGCUUCGGGCGUGAUUCCCGAUACGUUCGUGCUCAACAUGAUCAUCAAGGCUUACGCUAAGUGUCGCGAGGUCGACGAGGCGGUUCGGGUGUUUCGCGAGAUGGGCCUGUGCGGGUGCGAGCCGAAUGCUUACAGCUACGGCUAUGUGGCCAAGGGGAUGUGUGAGAAGGGGAGGGUGGGACCCGGUUUCGGGUUGUAUAAGGAAAUGAGGGGGAAAGGGUUGGUGCCGAGUGGGAGUACGUUUAUGAUUCUGAUAUGUAGUCUUGCAUUGGAAAGGAGAUUUGAUGAUGGCGUUGAGGUUUUGAGGGACAUGUUGGAUUGUAAAAUGUCUCCUGAUUUGUUGACUUAUAAGACUUUGUUGGAAGGUUUGUGUAGGGAUGGGAAGGGUGAUGAGGCAUUGAGAUUGCUUGAGGAGUUCAGAGGGAGAGAUGGGUUAAUGGGUGGGAAGACUUACAGGAUUUUGUUGAAUGAGUUGCAUUUUAUUAGUCGCGAGGAGGAUGAAUAAAUAGAUGCUUUGGUUAGAUCGAUUAUAUUUGGGAUAUUAUCACACCAUUAUUUUCUGAUAUGUAAUUUGUUUUGACUAUGUAGUACGCAGAGCAAAGAGAUGUGAAUCGCAAGGUGAUAAUUUGAAGUUAUGCUGUUUACUCUUGACCUAUGAGUUGCAUUUUAUUAGUAGCGAGGAGGUUGAAUUGCUGCUUUGUUGGGCGAGGAAAGAACUGUGAGUGCAAGCUGAUAAUUUGAGAUAAGCUCUGCACUCGAGUCUUGACCUAUUAUUGGAUUGUGGAGAAUGAGCUACAAAAAUGCUGGUUUUGAUUAAACUUUGACACAAGGGAGAAUGAAGUUGGCUUGGUCGGAUCUUUUCUGUUUGAGAAGAUUUCCCCAUUUCGAAAACGAGAGAAAGUCGAUGGUCCUUUAGCUUCAUAAACUUACGAUUCGAUGGCAAUUGCCUCCUAGUAACAUGUUAAGAUGGAGGGAAAAACAAUGAUGGUUGCUGGUUCAGUUUGAGCUGAGAGUUUGCUCUUAUAACCCUCCAAAAUGUGCUUUUCUCCGUGAGAGAGCAUGUUGUUGAUCCUGUGAUAUGUGGAAGUUGAAAAACUUUUUGGUCUGUUUAGUACGUUGAUUGA